AUGCUGCGGGUUGCGGGGAGAAGGCUCUCGUCUUCCCUCUCCUGGCGCCCCGCCGCGGCGGCGGCGGCCAGGGCCCCCCUUGCCGGCGCUGGCGCCCCCGACCGGGACGACGACUCGGCUCGCUGCCUGAGCCAGCCGCGGUUCUCCAUCGACUCCCCCUUCUUUGUCGCUGCCAGGGGUUUCUCUUCAACUGAAACACUUGUCCCAAGGAACCAAGAUGCUGGCUUCCCAGCAACUGUGGCUGCUGUGAAGAAUCCUAACCCUAAGGUGGUUUAUGAUGAGUACAACCAUGAAAGAUAUCCUCCUGGAGAUCCCAGCAAGCGUGCCUUUGCUUACUUUGUCCUGAGUGGUGGGAGGUUCAUAUACGCAUCACUGCUGCGUCUCCUCAUAUUGAAGUUUGUCCUGAGCAUGUCAGCAAGUAAGGACGUGCUUGCCCUUGCUUCAAUUGAGGUGGACCUCUCCAGCAUCGAGCCAGGGACCACAGUGACCGUGAAGUGGCGUGGAAAACCAGUCUUCAUCAGACGGCGGACGGAGGAUGACAUCAAGCUUGCCAACAGUGUGGACGUGGCAUCCCUGCGCCACCCAGAGCAGGACGCAGAGCGUGUGAAGAACCCUGAGUGGCUGGUGGUCAUUGGCGUGUGCACUCACCUCGGCUGCAUCCCACUGCCAAAUGCAGGAGACUUUGGCGGUUGGUUCUGCCCAUGCCAUGGUUCCCACUAUGACAUUUCUGGGAGGAUCCGCAAGGGCCCUGCGCCGUUCAACCUCGAGGUCCCGACCUACAGUUUCAUGGAGGAGAACAAACUGCUCAUAGGCUAA
Miscanthus lutarioriparius is the source of this 816-nucleotide messenger RNA. The record is from the annotation of a GenBank genome assembly. Lineage: Eukaryota; Viridiplantae; Streptophyta; Magnoliopsida; Poales; Poaceae.